Molecule: messenger RNA, 1265 nt
Organism: Zalophus californianus (California sea lion)
Lineage: Eukaryota; Metazoa; Chordata; Mammalia; Carnivora; Otariidae
Gene: CCDC54
Product: coiled-coil domain containing 54
Exons: 1
Coding region: 227-1213 (328 amino acids)
Source: RefSeq, a predicted model, not a curated record
GUUGAACAUUUUUUCACAGAGCUCUCCAGUUAGACCACCCCAUAAGAAGCUAACCACCCAAGAGUGCCUACUAUUGCCUUUGAUGUUCUCCAUAGGGCAUUCUAUGAUGUUAUCAGGAAAGACAUCCAACAAAUAGUAAGAAAAAGACCAUUUCAUUCUGAUACUGCUUCUUUCUUUGAUUUUGGUCAGGUUUCCCAUCACCCUACCUCUUGUUUUAUUAUGAAAGAUGUACAAACUUCAAACCAAAAAGGUAAAAGCUGCUGCUGGGCAGAUGUGGACUUCUAAUCCCUCCAGGAUCAGACAAUCUCUUAAAAAUGUUUACCAUACAUAUAAGAACCAGCACCCAAAUUCAACUAGACAUCCAACUAUGACUUCCUAUGAUUGUGAUAAAGAGGUUAUCAGUACUGAUGAAGAAAUGAAUCUUAUAGCAACAAUCCAAGAUAUUAAAACUGCCCAAAUUGAACUCCUCAGCCAAAUGACUGAUAUUGUCAGUGUAGUACCCAAAAUCCAGGAAAAGACUGAUUUUUAUCAGAAGCAGUUGGAGGUACUGGAAACCAGAAUGAAUGUUAAUGAAGACAAACGAUGCACAAUAACUGAAGAUAUCUUCUCUAUGAAAGAAGACAUUGAUACUUUAAAGAAGAAGGUGACAGAACUGGAAAACGAGAAUUCUUGCUCCAGCAUACAUUGUUUAGAAGUUCUGGAAGGAGAAAGGGAUAAAGAGAUCAUAGAACAACUUUACAAACUCCUACAACCAGAAACUCUGAAGAACACAUCGGCUUCUACAGACUAUGGACUCUUUUCAACAGAACCAGAAAAAGUGCCUAGUUAUCCUGAGGCCACUGAUCAUCUUGAGGACAAAACAAUUUCUCCCAAAAUUAAAACUGUGGAAAAAAGUAACCAUCAAAAUGCAUUAAGAAACUUUAAAAAAGCAAAGUCAAAUAUUUAUGUUUACCCAGACUUUAGUACAUGGAUCAAGCUAACUUUUGUCCAUGGAGGAAAGUGGAGAUUUUUCCUCAGUGCUACCGACUUAGAGGAACUCAUCCAGUGGCUUCUUUCCAGGCCAAUCACCCCUCCUGAGGAACCACAACUUGUAACCCGGAGAUACUGUCCAUUCACUAGGCCUAUUGCAAGUUUGACCACAUUGUGUCUCUCUGUUUUCAACUAUAUUUACUGUCUUUUUGGUUUCUCAAAAGAGGAAGUAACUCGACUAUAGAGUUAUUUUCUGCUUUGUUUGACACAAAAUAAAUGUGAACUGGUUGUUCCGA